AUGGAAACUAAUAGGGCGCAAUGGCUGACAAAUCAGUACCCUGAAAAUUGGUCCGCAAAGGUGGCUUCAGACGCCUUGGGCAAAAUCAUCGAGGGUAAGGGCAAGUCCCUGGAUAGUGAGAGGUGUUUGUCAUCUCAAUCACAAAAGGAUGUGAAGCGCCCAAUGCUGAUGGUGCAAUAUAGAGAAAGAAAGGAACGCCCGACUUGUUUAGUCAGCUCCUCGGCACAGGAUUUGAACACCAACGUUCCCCUGAAGGAGGCAAUUGAAAUUGCUUUACAGAAGCUGUACAACCAGCAGUCUCCUCCUGAAAUUCAAAGAGCAACCAUGAAAAGGCUUUCGAAUAUGGCGGUUGAUCGUUUAGCAAUGGGUGCGUCCCUCGCUGUAAUUCUGACAAACCCAUGGCUGAAAGAGAACGAGUUUGCUCUUAGACAAAAAAUACCGGUGGGAACAGAGAUACAGGCUCUGGAAACUAAUAGGGCGCAAUGGCUGACAAAUCAGUACCCUGAAAAUUGGUCCGCAAAGGUGGCUUCAGAUGCCUUGGGCAAAAUCAUCGAGGGUAAGGGCAAGUCCCUGGAUAGUGAGAGGUGUUUGUCAUCUCAAUCACAAAAGGAUGUGAAGCCCCCAAUGCUGAUGGUGCAAUAUAGAGGCAACCAGAGCCAAUUUUUUGCUAACAGGGCGCAAUGGCUGACAAAUCAGUACCCUGAAAAUUGGUCCCCAAAGGUGGCUUCAGACGCCUUGUGCAAAAUCAUCGAGGGUAAGGGCAAGUCCCUGGAUAGUGAGAGGUGUUUGUCAUCUCAAUCACAAAAGGACGUGAAGCCCCCAAUGCUGAUGGUGAAAUAUAGAGAUAGAUCUGUAAUGGCUGUCUACGAGGAAUAUUCACCCGAACUCCACGAUUCAUUGCCACCUCUAGAUACCGAUCCUGGAACAGGCGAGGAGGUGAAAUUCGACUGCAUUUGCCUGGGUACCGGAUUGAAGGAAUGCGUUGUAUCUGGACUUCUGUCAAGAUCAAAGAGGAAGGUACUGCACCUUGAUAAAAACGAUUUCUAUGGCGGUGAUACCACGUCGGUCACCUUGAAAGACCUUUAUGUCAAACACAGAGGCGACGGAUCUCUAGCUUACAACUACGGCCGAGAGAAAGACUGGUGCAUUGAUUUGAUUCCCAAAAUUUUGAUGGCCACGGGAAAGUUGAUCAAAGUGCUGAUUUACACAGACGUACACCGUUACGUUGAGUUCAAGCAAAUUGAAGGCAGUUACGUUUGUAAAAGCGAAAAAGCAAGUUUCAGAGUCUCGAAGGUGCCGGCAAAUGAAAAGGAAGCAUUGACAUCCGAUCUUCUGGGGUUACUGGAGAAACGUAGGUUUAAGAACUUUCUCAUCUUUGUAGACAAGUUUGACUCCGAAGACCCUGCUACAUUCCAGGGCCACCCUGGUCAAGUUACUAUGAAGGAAUUGAUGGCAAAAUAUUCCCUCGCAGACAGCACAGUUGACUUUGUAGGCCAUUCGAUUGCUCUGCACACCGAUAAUAGUUACUUGGAUGAGCCAUAUGGCCUUACUGUAAAGAAAAUGAAGCUGUACCUGGACUCACUGAUGCAGUAUGGAAAGAGUCCCUAUCUAUAUCCAAUGUAUGGCCUUGGAGAGCUGCCACAGGGAUUUGCCAGAUUGUCAGCCAGGUACGGAGGGACUUACAUGCUUAGAGCAGCACUGGAAAAGAUUCUUAUGAAGGACGGAAAGUUUGCCGGAGUAGUUGUUGAUGGAAAGAUUGCUCGAGCCAGCCAAUGUGCUUGUGAUCCAUCUUACGUACCCGACAAGGUAAGACAGGUUUAUCAGGUUGUUAGGGCCAUAGUUAUUAUGGACCAUACACCAGCUUGCGUGAGCAACUCAAGAAACCCGCCUGAAUCAUGUCAGAUAAUCAUUCCAAACAACCAGUGUAACCGAAACUCCGAUAUCUACGUGUGUUCCGUUGGCUGGACCAACGAGGUAGCUCCAAAGGGAUACUACCUGGCGAUUGUAGCAACAAUGUGUGAGUCGGGACCCAACGGGAACUGGAAAGACGAAGUGCGACCAGGAGUGGAUAUCCUCGGACCAGCGAUCGAUACUUUCUACUCAUUAGAUAACUUCUACGAGCCAAUUGGAAACGGACAGGAUGACCAAAUAUUCGUGAGCACAAGCUACGAUCCGACUACUCAUUUCGAGACGACCAGUCUCGACAUAGUGAGAAUCUACGAAGCGAUGACAGGGGAGAAAAUCGACUUCGAUAAUCUGCCAUACAAAGCUCCGUCGGAUGAAUGAAAUUUACCGAAAUUAACAUAGGCGGGCAUAGAGAUUAGAAAUACAGUUGGACAUGUAUUUUGAAAACUUGCUGAUGUUAUUUACACCAUAUACUAUUGUCAGAUUUUAAGCGUGUUUUUUAAUUGUAUAACGAUGUCGUUGAAUUAAAAUCGGCAGGUCGCAGCGCACUCAAUCAGAAAAAAGUUGAGAAGAGUUUUGAGAAGGUAGCAUCUGAAAUCUGAUUGGCUGUUCUAGUGAAGUAGCAUAAAUUACAUCUAUGAUAUGAUAGCGGCUCUUCAUUGAUUAUUUCAUAAGUCUGAAAUGUAUACUGGUUAAUACAGCCCCUGAUAUAAUUUGAAUAAUAUUUAAUCAUUUAAAUGCCGUUUAAAUUUACCCUUCCGUUGAAAAUUUAGUUAUGCAUGGACACAGUGUAAUGGGCGAACAUAAUUGUCAACAAUACAGGGCUAUUUUUGUGUCGUUGAAUCGUAACUUUUUUGAAGUGUUAUGUAGUUGUAAUUUGAGCUAUCUACAAAAAAAUUAUUUAUUGAGCUUUUUUGUCGGUCAGUUUAACUAAUUUGUCGCAUGCAGUUUUUGAUCUCUUGAACUGAGAAGACUUUUUGUUCAAGAGUGUUUGGCAAAUCUCUUUAACGAGAAUUAUUAGAUUAAGUUUUUGAGACUUGUUAAUCUGACCCUUUUUUGUAACCCUGAUUUAAACUGUUAUUGAUUCUAAACACCCUAUUGUGCUAUUGACUGAUGUUACUUUCCAACAGUUUUACAUAGAGCUUUGAAGUUAUAAUUUGGCCAUACCAACGAACGGUUUUACUGCAAUUCGAAGCUCUAUUUUAAAUGGCUUCAAAAUAUAACCCUUAAAUGUUAUGUUUUGUAGAGAGCGAAUUAUGUUUGAUGAAUUGAAGGUAGGAGUAAAUGGGACAAAUUUUAUGGAAUGCAAAAUGAUAUAUUCUUGUCUU
This is a messenger RNA of Symsagittifera roscoffensis, 3233 nucleotides long. Its product is annotated as rab GDP dissociation inhibitor beta-like. Gene Ontology annotation, molecular function: Rab GDP-dissociation inhibitor activity. Gene Ontology annotation, biological process: small GTPase-mediated signal transduction; vesicle-mediated transport; protein transport. NCBI's taxonomy places the organism in Eukaryota, Metazoa, Xenacoelomorpha, Acoela, Convolutidae. The record is from RefSeq and is a predicted model, not a curated record. Gene Ontology annotation, cellular component: cytoplasm. The coding region runs from base 1 to 2286 and encodes 761 amino acids. The transcript is spliced from 9 exons.